Molecule: messenger RNA, 1981 nt
Organism: Argentina anserina (silverweed cinquefoil)
Lineage: Eukaryota; Viridiplantae; Streptophyta; Magnoliopsida; Rosales; Rosaceae
Product: probable WRKY transcription factor 53
Exons: 3
Coding region: 561-1679 (372 amino acids)
Biological process (GO): regulation of DNA-templated transcription
Cellular component (GO): nucleus
Molecular function (GO): transcription cis-regulatory region binding; DNA-binding transcription factor activity
Source: RefSeq, a predicted model, not a curated record
GAUUUGAUUUUCUCUCAGUCAAACUUCAUCUCUCUCUCAAUUUCAUUCCCUCACUUUCUAUUAAUUCAAAUACAAGCUAAAGCCUUUCCUUAAUCCCCCAUAACCAUGCCACCUCUCCUCCUUCCUCAAGUCUUAGCCAUUACCAUUCAAUCAAAAGCUUCACAACUGUUUCAGGAAAACACCAUUCUCAAUCUGUCCAUUUUUGCUCGCUUCUUUUGUGGGUUGCUCAGUUUUGUCUCGAUUAGGCAUUCUUGGUAACUUGAGAUUAGCCAACUUUGAAUCUAUUACACUGCUUCCAAGUUCUUACCGGCCGGUAGAAACUUUAAAGUUCCAAUUUUGAUAAAACCCAGUUCCAAUUUUGCUAAAUUCCCAUGCAUUCAAGUCUUUUUCGUUAUUGCCUUUGGAGCUGAUCACAAAGUUAUACUUAACACGCAUAUCGUAUUAGCAUCCAUGCCUUUGUAUAUUAGCUAGAUUUAGGUCUUGGUUUACUUGUUCUAGUUAGCUGAGGUCAAAGUUGCACAAUCCAUGCUCUAGCUUGUUAGCUAGUUAUUAACAUAGAAAUGGCCAAGUACUACAACAUGGGAGUAAAUUGGGAGCAAAAGAGUCGUCUUGUAAAUGAGCUAACACAAGGCAGGGAGCUAGCUAGGCAGCUUCAGAUCCAUCUCAAUGCUACAUCAUCUUUGAAUCCUUCCACGAGCUCUCAAACAGCGCUAGCUCGCGAGGUUCUGAUCCAAAAGAUCAUAUCUUCCUACGAAAAGGCGCUUUCGUUGCUCAGUUUCGGCAGCUCGGCCCCAAUUUCUGUAGCAGUAGAUCAACAACACCAACAACAACCUACAUCUACAGUAGCUGCUCCCACAGGUGUUGUUACAAUUCGAAUGGCUAACUCCCCACCUUCGUUAAAUGGGAGUCCUCGGAGUGAAGACUCGGAUGACCACAAAGAUCCCUCUAGAAAAAGGAAAAGUUUAGCAAGAUGGACCAAACAAGUAAGAGUAACAUCAGGUAUGGGGCUUGAAGGGCCUCUUGAUGAUGGCUUUAGCUGGAGGAAGUAUGGCCAAAAGGACAUUCUCGGAGCCAAAUAUCCGAGAGGAUAUUACAGAUGCACUCAUCGAAAUGUUCAAGGUUGUUUGGCCACAAAGCAAGUGCAACGCUCCGAUGAGGACCCUAUGAUUCUUGAGAUUACUUACCGAGGAAGGCACACUUGUACUCAAGCAGCCUCCACCACUGUCACUAGUCCUCCACCAAAACCGAUAUCACCAUCGCCUGAGCAAACACCAGAACCACCACAGAUCAAUCAGCAGCCUCAUCAUAGUAUGCUCUUAAGCCUGCCGGAAGGCCUCAGGGUCAUAACCGAAGGCCUGGACACUAGCCAUGAUCAUCGUGACGAAUUAGCAUUCUCCUCAUUUAACAACAACAAUUACGUGGGGAGUUUUUCUCCUCCGUUAACUAUGCGUAUUGCGUCAACUUCUAGGACAAACUAUUUCUCUGUACUGUCUCAGCAGGACGUUGGUCGUAACCAAGAUCUGCAGAGCAGCGCUGCGGCCGAGUCUCAUGAUAUAAUCUCAGCUGCUACCUCAGCUGCCAACUCUCCAACUGUUGGUUUGGAUUUUCCAUUUGAUCAAGCUAAUCAUCAGAUAUUAUACCCCAACUUCAGUUUUGAUGAUCCUGGAUUUUUUCCCUAGUCUCUUACACAUAGCUUCCCAAAGUAACAUAGAAACCGAAGUGCAUUAGCCUGAACAAGCUUUUGAGGUCGCAUUUUGGAAGAACUGUUUUGGCUGCAAAAUGCAAAAAUGUAAUGAGGCAUCAAAUUUAGCCAUUUAGGACUACCAAAUUAAUGUGCUUAAUUAAGGAAACACUUUCUAAUUACCCUGCCGUAGACUUUAAUUAGCUUGCAGUUGCGGACAUGUUGUGCCACAGAGUGGCCGGUGUACUAAAAUGUGUGUAAUCUUUUUCUAAUUGAAUAGCAUUUUUCUUUAUUUAUUCA